AUGACAUUCAUUGGCUAUUCCGAACAGCAUAAGAUCUACCGGUUCGUGGACCUGGAGACGGAGAAGGUGACGAUUAGCCGCGACGCCAAGUUUCUGGAGCUUGAGGAGGAGGAAACCAUGCCUCAGCACCAACGGAGAACUGUGCCGGAUCCGAUAGACGACGAUGUGAACUGGAUUCCGCUGCGGGAGUCGGAGCGCGCGGUUCAGCAGCAGGAGAUUGUUGAACCCGAGGACAAUGUCAGUGAGGAUGCAGACAGUGAAGAGCAGAGUGAGAGUGAGCAGCUCUACGGCAUGAAUGAUUCCGGUGUUUCCGGAGUAGACCUGCUGGCGAUCAAGACGGAGCCACCUGAAGAGUCGGACGAUCUUGAAGAAGUUCUAGAGCGUGUUCCCGAAGCUGGUGCACCAACGGGGAGGAAUCGCGGCAAGUUGCCGAAGCACUUGGAGGACUACGACGCGAGUGUAGCUACCUUAGUAGUGGUGGAACCAACGACCUUCAACGAAGCGAUGUAG
This is a messenger RNA of Aedes albopictus (Asian tiger mosquito), 510 nucleotides long. RefSeq lists its product as uncharacterized. The record is from RefSeq and is a predicted model, not a curated record. Bases 1 to 510 code for a protein of 169 amino acids. The transcript has a single exon. Lineage: Eukaryota; Metazoa; Arthropoda; Insecta; Diptera; Culicidae.